CUUCAUUGCUCACCAUGCCCUCUACUCCACGUUUCAACGCUGAAGCACUUGCAAGCGCAGCAGCUUUCUUCAGUCAUCGUGAAGGGUGGACCGAGCCAAGCGUGGCGCCUAAAGCCUGAUGACGACGGUAUAACAGCAUGAGAUUCUGAUUUCGUCUGUGCAAUCCUUCCACAUUGGAUCCACGAGGACUGAAGGUUAUGUUAUACAUCACGUAGACGGGGAUUGGUAAAGAAAACAAGUGCCAGAACACGAAAACAACGGAGAAGAAUUUAACGUUUAACGAAGGCUUCCGCAAAAUGUUGAACCUAAUCACCACCUUUUUUCUAUUUCUAUGGACAACCUUCCUCUGUGGACCUACCACAGGAUCCUACACACUACACCGAGACUACUCAGGUCAAGACUUCUUUACUGGAUGGGACUACUACGGGUUUAUCGAUAACACAACAUGGGGAAACGUCACUUACGUCGACCGUGAUACCGCCACCAACCAAAAACUCACCUACGUCGACCCAACAACCAGCCACGCCAUCAUCAGAGUCGACAACACAACCAACAUCCCACCCGGCCCCCUCGUCAACCGCCCAACCGUCAAAAUCACGACCAAAGACGCCUUUAACAUGGGAAGUCUGUUUAUCAUCGAUGUAAACCACCUUCCAUACGGAUGUUCGGUCUGGCCCUCCUUUUGGACUCUCGGAAUCAACUUCGAAUGGCCCGACGCAGGCGAAAUCGAUAUUAUAGAAGGCAUCAACAACCUCCCCUUCAACCAAAUGGCCUUACACACCACCAACGGCUGUUUCCAGGCCUCCAACCCAGGCCAAUCCGGACGAACGAUCACAACAAACUGUACCCUCCCCGAAGGCUGUCUCGUGCAAGAAACCAAACCGAACAGUUUCGGAGCUGCGUUUUCACAGGCGGGGGGAGGGGUGUUUGCUACGCAGUUGGAUGUGUCGGGGGUUUAUAUCUGGUUUUGGAGUCGACCUGACGUCCCGCAUUCGAUAACAUCUGCAUCGAAAGACUCACAUCUGAAUCUCACAGACUGGGGCGCACCUUCCGCUUCAUACCCCGCUUCGGGAUGCGACAUCGGGAAAUUUUUCCAACCCCAGAAACUCGUGCUUGAUACGACGCUAUGUGGAACAUGGGCUGGUGUUCCUAGUAUCUACGCACAGACUUGUGGGAACGGGAAUGGGCAAUGUGUAUCUAAUGUGUUUGGGAAUGGAAGCAACUAUGGGACGGCUUGGUGGGAUAUCUCGUAUGUUAGGGUAUAUCUGGCAGUGGCCGAUAGCCCCCCUGCGACAUCGUCUAUGACAGGGACAGCGACAAUGACGACGGCGUCAACGGGAGGUACUGGUGUAGUCGUACCUUCCGACUUGCCUACGGCCAGACCAGGGAAUUCAUCCGUGGGGAAGCAAAUAUGGAGCUGGGGGUUGGGGGUGUCCUCGAUGAUAACGGUUUUAUGGUUUAUUUCAUGAUAUUUUUGAUUCAUAUGGAUAGUUUGCAUUUGAGGUGCCGUUUUCUGUUGGGUUUUCUUGUAACUAUGAUAAUGACUAUGGAGUUUAGAGGAAUAGUUAUACUCGCUUUUACAUAGAUGAUGCACCCAUGUUGUGCGAGCACAAGUAGACUUCCUCUAAGCACAGCUAGUUUGUGUACGAUUCCUAAUGUUCUCCGGUGCGUUCAACUGUAAACACGCGGUUAUGAGCCGUUUAUUGAACCUCG
Marasmius oreades (fairy-ring Marasmius) is the source of this 1713-nucleotide messenger RNA. RefSeq lists its product as uncharacterized. The coding region runs from base 297 to 1469 and encodes 390 amino acids. The record is from RefSeq and is a predicted model, not a curated record. Gene Ontology annotation, molecular function: hydrolase activity, hydrolyzing O-glycosyl compounds. Lineage: Eukaryota; Fungi; Basidiomycota; Agaricomycetes; Agaricales; Marasmiaceae. The transcript is spliced from 7 exons. Gene Ontology annotation, biological process: glucan catabolic process.